ACAUGAGAAAAUCAAAAGUUUGACACUUGGCGCUAUGUCUGGAGCUAGUUUGUGAGGCUUGUAACUAUGGCUGCAUUUUGCUAAUUAUUUUAUAAAUAUAUAGUGUUUCGUGAAUCAGUGUUCAGUCAAUGAAUGGGUUUAAAUGCAUAUAUAAGCGUAUUUGGAUUUUUACUUGUAUGUUGUUCAUUUGUAAGUAAAAAAUGCGCUGUACUAAAUAGUUUCGAAUUGAGUACCUUGAAACCAUAUACUUAAUUUGUUUACUUUCUUUAUUCUUUAUUAGUUAGUCCAAAAUGUCAUACCAUGUGCAGGAUUUUUCUGCUCUAGAUGGAGGUCAACUGGAAUCAUAUGCAAAUGGGUUACAGCUUUCUGGUUAUUGUGAUGGUAUGGCACUUGGACAGGAAUACAGUUUAUUGCAAAGCAUUCUAGUAGAUGGAGGUACUCAUUUUGGAGUGUCUACUGUUUCAUUUGACAACUAUGAAGAACUUUUGUGGAUGGGAAAUCAAGGAGUUAGUAUGAAGACAUUUAUGCAGAAAAAUAAUGGUCACAUGACCUCAUAUUCAACAGCAGAACUGCAGAAGUAUACUUCCUUUCAAGUACAUGUUAACAAUGAAAUUCGGGAAAUAGUGCCUCAUGAUGCUGGUAUAUUAUCCUUAACCAGCAAUUCCUUACGCAUGUCAGCUAGAAGGGGACUUCCAAUAUUUAAUCAUUGCUCUGAGCAAAUCCAAAAUAUGCAGUGCAUGGUUUUAACCCCUGAUGGAACUUUGUUAAUGGGUGGUCACCAUAGAAAUCUUAUUGAAUUGGAUCUAAAUACUAUACAGGAAAUAAACAUUGUGCAAGUUAGUGGAGAUAAUUGUGCUAUUUUACGCAAGCAUCCUCGUUUUAUAUGUUCUGGUGAUAUCAGUGGAAAGGUAACUUUUCAUGACCCUAAUACAUUGAGUGUUGAACAUGUUAUCGACUGCCAUACAGGAAUGCUUUCAGAUUUUGAUGUUCAUGGGAAUCAACUGGUAACUUGUGGUUUUUCUUCAAGGCAUGGUGAGCUGUCUGUUGAAAGGUUUCUAAAAGUUUAUGAUCUUCGAGUUAUGAAGAGUAUGAGUCCUAUUCCAAUGAUGUUUCCACCUUUACUGCUUCGUUUUGUUCCAGCAUAUACAUCUCGUCUGUGUGCAGUAUCACAAACUGGACAGUUCCAGAUGGUAGAUACUAAUAAUUCAGACCAGUAUGCUUUGUUUAUUCAUCAAGUUGAAACUGGAGCUUCUGAUAUUUUGACAUUUGAUACAUCAUCAUCCUGUCAAGCUUUUGCUUUUGGAGAUGCUGCUGGUUAUUUACAUUUGUAUGGUGCUAGUAAUGAAGUUCAAUUUAAUCAGUUCAGCAGGCCUACAGAAUUUGCAGAUUCUGUUGAACCAUUACAGCCUAUAGAUAUUAAUGAUGAAGUUACUCCUCUGUCUACUAUACCUUUACCUAACUGUGAGGGUAAACUCCUCUCAGAUUGGCCUCCAGAACUAUGCCAAGUAGCAUACAGACCUACACCACCAAUUGACCCUCUUAUUUUGAAUACAAUGAAAAUGGUUGGUUCUAUUGGUUAUGCACCUAAUCCUGCAAAUCGUCGACGUAAUCAGGUGCCAUAUCAACUUAAUCAAAACAAGUUAUUGAGGGAUUCACCUGUGCCUCGAGAGGAUGGUCCUGAAGUCAUUCCUGCCCGUUACUUAAAACAAGAAAUCAAAUACACAAAAAUGGGAUUAGAUGAGAUCGAUUUUAAUCGUUACAAUCGCACAAGUUUUUCUGGCUUGGAAGCCAAUUUGCCUAAUGCAUACUGCAAUAAUUUGAUACAGGUUUUAUAUUUUAUUGAACCUCUCAGAUGUGCCCUAUUAAAUCAUUUGUGUCAAAGAGAAUUUUGCUUAGCAUGUGAAUUAGGAUUUUUAUUUCAUAUGCUUGACACAGCUCAGGGUUUGCCUUGUCAGGCAUCAAACUUUUUGCGGGCUUUUCGUACUAUUCCAGAGGCAUCAGCUCAUGGUCUCAUUAUUAAUGAAUUAAAUGAAUCAAAAAAAAGAAGCAAUCUACCAACACUGGUGCAGAGUUGGACACGUUUUAUGCUUCAGCAGCUCCAUACGGAAACUUUGGAAGUGGUUGAUCACAUACUUGCAGAUAAUAAUUCUGAGAGUACAUCUGUUAUGACACAACUGUUUGGGGCAAAACUGUUUAGUUGUAACAGUUGCCGUUGUAGAAGUGAAACCUGUCAAGAGACCACAACUUUGCUAACACAGUUGCUCUAUCCUGAUAAUCACAUGCCAGAUAAAGCUCCUGUGCAAUAUUCCUUUACUGACAUUGUUCAGAGGAGUCUUGCAGUCAAACAUCAUAUUACAGCAUGGUGUGAAAAUUGUAGUCGGUUCACUAGCAUGAUUCAAACAAAAUUCUUGAAGUCCUUGCCUGAUAUUCUUGUUUUGAAUUGCGGUGAUAAUAAGCAUGAAUUAGAAUUUUGGAGAAAUCAAUUUCAAUUAUUAUCUAAAUCCAGUGAUGUAUCUGUGAUGAGAACUUUACCUGAUGUUCCAAUUAGACGGAAACAUUGUCGUUAUGGUGGUCUGUGCAAGAGAGCUGAUUGUAGAUAUUAUCAUGAACAUAAAAACACAGAGAACGACCAAGAUCCAUCUAAAACUUCAAUUUCAUGGAUACCACUGAGUCUGAAACUGAAACUUAAAGCUGGGGAAGUAAUAGUGGAAGAUCAAAAUGAUAAUAACAGUGCUUCUAAUUCUGAAGAAGAAGAUGCAGAAGUUGUAACUUAUGAUUUGACUGCAGUUGUAUCAGUCAUAUCUGACACUCAGGAUAAUGGCAGGGAUAAUAUAGUUAGUUGCAUUAAGGUUGGUCCAACGCCACAUAUUCGACAUAAAGGUUGCUCAGCUUACCAGUGGUAUUUAUUUAAUGAUUUCAGCAUUGUACCUAUUACUGCUCAAGAAGCUGUUUAUCUAAAUUUUGACUGGAAAAUACCAUGUGUCCUUUAUUUUUCAAGGAUAGAUUUGAAUAGCAAACAUAAUUUACAAGUAUUCAAUCCUGUAGAAAAGCAAGUUUUCAGAGAAGAUGUAUCUCUGGCAGCAAGAAGUGGGCAAACCCAUAUGACUUUUACACCUCUCACUUUUGAUGAUGAUUCUGAACCAGCUGGCCAGCUUGUAGCCAUGGAUGCUGAAUUUGUAACGUUAAAUCAGGAAGAAGCUGAAAUUCGAAGUGAUGGCACAAGAUCAACUAUAAGGCCAUCACAACUCUCUGUAGCAAGAAUAUCUUGUGUGAGGGGGGAUGGCCCACUGGAAGGUGUUCCAUUUAUAGAUGACUAUAUAUCCACUCAAGAGCAGGUAGUUGAUUACCUGACUAAGUUUUCUGGCAUUCAACCUGGUGAUUUAGAUGCUUCCAUUUCAUCAAAGCAUUUAACAACCUUGAAAGCAACUUAUCAAAAAUUACGUUUCUUGAUUGACACUGGUGUUACUUUUGUUGGACAUGGUUUAAAAAAUGAUUUUCGAGUUAUUAACUUAGUGGUACCACCUGCCCAAGUUCUGGAUACUGUUUACCUUUUUCAAUUGCCUAAUAAGCGGAUGGUUUCCCUGAGGUUUCUGGCAUGGCAUUUUCUAGAUCUCAAAAUACAGUCUGAAACUCAUGACUCUAUUGAAGAUGCAAAAACAGCUCUUCAACUGUACAAAAAGUAUGUAGAAUUGGAGCAGUCUGGGAAAAUCAAAGAAGCAUUGAAAGAAUUAUAUGAAAUUGGAAGGCAGUUACAGUGGAAAGUUCCUGGAAUAGAUGAUUAACAAAUUCCUUUUUAAUAAAAUAUUUAAAGUACAAAUAUGAACAUUAAGUUUUAAAUAUAGCUUUAAGAAAUUUUGAAGAUUUCUUAUUUUAGAAAUCUUAGACCAUGCAUUCCAUCCUUACCAAAAAACUGUAAUAAGAGCAAAUUACUUGUUGAUAAAAUGUAACAUAGACUAGACCAAGCACAAUCACUAUGUUUGUUUUUUAACUCUUUAAAGGAAAAUUCUUUUAUCUGUGUUUAUUAAUGUUCAAUCAUUUUAUUAUGAAUAAAAUCACAAUGUAGUAUUUUUAUAUUUAAUCUGAUCUUGCAUGUUUAUUGUUUAGAAUAUUGAAAUUUUUUAUCUGAAAAUUUUAAUGAAAUUUGUAGCUUAUUUUCAUUACAUAUUUUAAAAGGUGUUUCAGGCUUUUAAUGGUUAAAAAGUUUAUUUUGAUUUGAAAUUAAUUUGAAUAAAAAAUGAAAAAGAA
Stegodyphus dumicola is the source of this 4245-nucleotide messenger RNA. RefSeq names its product PAN2-PAN3 deadenylation complex catalytic subunit PAN2 (gene PAN2). NCBI's taxonomy places the organism in Eukaryota, Metazoa, Arthropoda, Arachnida, Araneae, Eresidae. The record is from RefSeq and is a predicted model, not a curated record. Gene Ontology annotation, molecular function: poly(A)-specific ribonuclease activity; protein binding; nucleic acid binding. Gene Ontology annotation, cellular component: P-body; PAN complex. Gene Ontology annotation, biological process: nuclear-transcribed mRNA poly(A) tail shortening; mRNA processing.